Messenger RNA from Diaporthe amygdali, 1398 nucleotides. RefSeq lists its product as uncharacterized. The record is from RefSeq and is a predicted model, not a curated record. The transcript has 3 exons. The coding region runs from base 1 to 1398 and encodes 465 amino acids. NCBI's taxonomy places the organism in Eukaryota, Fungi, Ascomycota, Sordariomycetes, Diaporthales, Diaporthaceae.
AUGAUCAUAAACCGUGGGCCGGGGUCUCAAGCCAGUGGCAAUGAUCAAACCAGGCACUUCCUGUCAACAAGUCAGCGGCAUGGAAACUUCUCAGGCAGAUCAGCUGAUGGCGCAGCCUCGUUCAAGAACUUGCCGCCAUCUGCUGUGAUCAAUCCUCACCGGCCGGGAAAUCAGGGAGCUCCGAAUGGCUUGUCGAUACAUCGCGAAGAGCUGAUUCGCUUAUUUUGGGAACAGGAUGUCCCAUUGCGAAUAGUUCAAGACAUUAUGAGACAGAAACACGGGUUAGACGUAAGCAUAAAGGUCUACAAAACACAGUUUCGGAAAUGGGGCAUCCGCAAGAAUCUCAAAGGGCACGAGGCUCUGAAGAUAGCCACUGGACAGGAUUCUUCACCUGUAUUCUGGCCUGAUGAUAGAGACGAUGAACUUCGAGGUCCGGACACGCUCGAGAAAAUCGAGGCUGCUACUUACUACUUCAAGAUCUAUAUCCUUGGCAAUCGUAUCAUGAGAUCAUGGUUUGAAACUGGGCCGUCCUUCGGAGAGCAGGAAGCUUUUAGCUCCCUUUUCAUUAGAGGGCUGGAACGCUUAUCUCGGAAUGAACAGCAGCAGCAGGCCUUUAAAGACAUAAAUUUGUCCUUUGAUUCCCUGAAGAAGCUUGUUAUAUUGGAUCACCCUCUAGUAUACCUUCGACUCAUGGCCUCUAUUGCAGCAUUCAGUCAAUAUCCGGAAUCUGAGGUCUGCUCAACCAUCUUUCGUUCGCUUUCGGAAUACCUCAGGAAGCUUUUCCUUAUCAUCCAAGGGCCCUAUCAUCCUCUAAGCCACGCUUGGGGCGAGGCCCUUUAUAUCUCAUCGUCCGAGGGUGCCGAGUCUUACGUCCUUGGGGUAGCCGCGACUGCAGUGCGAAGAUAUAUGCCCCAUGAGCUGAGGAUCGGCAUGGGGGCUUUGAACAUUGCCGAGUGCGUGCCCAGUAGUGCGAGGGGUCUAAAUGAAGCCUCGCUUCGCAACGGUCUUAGAAAUAUGGCGAUGCGUCCAGACCUUCUACCCAAAGCGCAAGAGACGAGGCUCGCACUUGCUGAGCUUAUGCUUGCUCAAGGCAGAUUGGUUGAAGGCAUUCACUUCUUUGCGGAGGCAAGAGCGUUCCAAGCUGCCGAUCCAGUUCGCUGCGUGGACAAGACCUUCUGGACAGCGGAGCUCGAAUGGAGAGCCGGAAACGCGUUUGGCUCUAUCAGCACGUUGAAAUCCGCGCUGGCGCAUGCCGACUUUGAGACAGCGGAUAAGACAGGUGAUGGAGUGACGAGAAGGUUGAAGGAGAUUGAAGAUGUUUUGCGCCAUAGGCAGAAUCUUCUCGCAUCGGAGAGUGGUCAUUAUGUCAAAGCGCCGUGCCAGAUGAAAUGGUGGUAG